Molecule: messenger RNA, 691 nt
Organism: Melampsora larici-populina 98AG31
Lineage: Eukaryota; Fungi; Basidiomycota; Pucciniomycetes; Pucciniales; Melampsoraceae
Exons: 1
Coding region: 9-434 (141 amino acids)
Source: RefSeq, a predicted model, not a curated record
CCUUGUCGAUGAUCAUCAAUCAUGCGCCUAGUCCAAUUGAUGCCGAUCGGAUUUCCUCUACCGCAGCUUCUGCAAUCGCUAGUCACUUUCUUACAGCUGACGACCCACUAUCAAUGGCAGCUCUCAAUGUGAAUCCACAUCUUCGUCAAUCACCAAUUUUCCAACAACUUCUACAUCUAGGACAUCAUCAACCUAAACGAGGUGGAGGUCGUCGUGCACCGACCGGUCUACCUGGUCCUAUCGCUCAUACAGCCAUCACUCCUGGGGUUUGGAAUAAUUUUCAUAAAAGUCAACUUGGUAUCUCUUCGGCUAAGGCUGAUGAUGCAGAUGCAGAUAUGGAUGAGAUUCGUAAAAGUAUGGGUCUUGCAUUCAAAAAAAGAAAAGGUCCAACAGCUCAAACAAGUAGUAAUAGAAAGAAAACAAAAGAAACUUAAACGGAUUACUUACACAUCAUUUGGUUUUGACUUUCUCUCUUUCUUAUGUGAACCUUAGACGGAAAAGAAAACAGUAUAGUAGAUUGUUUUAUAUUCAAUCUGUUUUCAUUCCUUGUAAAAUUUUCAUCAUGUGUGUUCUGCAAGCGUUUUUUUUGUACUAGUUUAUUUAUCCCUUCUCUUUGGAUUGAUGUUGUCGGACUUGGUAAAAUAGUGUUCAACAUAUCAGAGGCUUUAGAAUUUCCUUUCAUUCUUGGGGU